Messenger RNA from Penaeus vannamei (Pacific white shrimp), 5054 nucleotides. The record is from RefSeq and is a predicted model, not a curated record. NCBI's taxonomy places the organism in Eukaryota, Metazoa, Arthropoda, Malacostraca, Decapoda, Penaeidae.
UUGGAUUAUUUCCAGGAUGGGUGAGACGGCCCCCGACACACAGCUCCACCUGAGAUGGCACUCACACGCCACCACCUUCACCACCAUGCUCUCGGAACUCCACCACGGCAGAGCGUAUACAGACGUCUCCCUCGUGUGCGACGGGGGCAUCGUCAGGGCCCACCGUGCGAUUCUUUCCCUCUGUUCGCCGUACUUAGCGGUCGUGUUAGGAGCGUGUCCAGACACCGAUGCGCCUCUGCUACUUCCUGAAGUACCAGUGCAAGACGUGCUCUACCUUGUGUCUUUCAUUUACCGCGGACAGGUCGAUGUCCAUCAGCAACACAUUGCCUCGUUCCUCAACACAGCGAAGCAGUUGCAUGUUUUAGGGCUCGAGGAAGGAGACAGACUUGUUGAUUCUCCAAGUAAAUCUGAGGGCAGUUCAAGCACGUCUGGAAGUGAGGCGGGAGACGAGCCCAAUACCACGUCCUUCAUCAACGGAAAUAAUAACAAUGAAAAUGAGGAUGAGGAAGCGGAGGCCGAGGACGAAGAAGAGGAAGACGAUGAGGAGAUGGGCGAGUCCAUUGAUGUCAUAAAGCAUGAACUGAGUGUCAAGGAAGAGCCCUGUGAAAAUAGUGACGUGACUGCAGACGUAACUCCCGAUGGAAGAAUCGACUUGAAUUUCUACCUUCAGCAGGCCAUUCAGAGUGCUUCCAUGCCCUGCCCUCUCUGUAAAAAGGAAUUCAAGAGCCAGUCGGGCUUGAGGGACCACAUCCGGUUACACACAGGAGAAAGGCCUUUCGAGUGCGAAUUCUGCCAGAUGAACUUUGCCCGUGCAUCCCACCUCAAGCGACACAGACGCAUGCACACAGGAGAAAAGCCCUUCAUGUGCCGGAUCUGCGGAAAGGACUUCUCACGAGGGGACAAGCUCAAGGACCACUUACGACGACACGAGGCAGAGGACAAGCUCAACAAAAUCAGAAAGCAGAUCUACCACCCUGAGGAUGGUACUGCCGAAACCGAGACAGAAGGCAGCGUGGCGACAGUUAAUGCCUCCCCGCAAGUCCUGACCCCAAAGUCGAACAACACGCCCCCAGACUCUGCGCCGAUGCCUCCUGCCAAGAGGCCACGUGGUCGACCUCCCAAAAAUUCUCAAGCACACGCUCAGUACCAGCAAGCGAUGAGUCAGGUCCCUUCCAUGCUUGUGCCCCAGAGUGAAAGCUAUAUGCCACACAUGCUCGGAGUCACAAGCAUUGGGGAGUGUAUACUUCGACCCAUAAACUGAUGGCCAUAUUCCAGGAAGUGUCAGAGGUCGUAGGAAUGGAGGAAAGUUCUCAUGAGACUAGGAAAAAAGAAGUGAAAUACAGAAAGAACGGCAUACAUACAGCUUUGCUUCUAUACAGCUAGACUGGGUUGUGGAGAGACUUUUGCAAGGGAAGAGUUAAUGAUUACAAUAAUGGUCUGAAAUUUUGGGGUUAAUGGGAAAACUUACUUAAGGCAGAUACUCAAAAGAUAUGUAUAUUUUUGUGAUCAUAUUUAUUUGUAUUUGUUAUUAUUAUUUUUUUAUAUAUAUAUUUCUAAAACAUGUUCUUUCUUUUUGUUAUUUGUGGAAGUUGCAGCAGUUUAUCAUUCUCAGAAUGAAGGUAAAGGAGAGAUUUUACUGUUAGAUGGCACAGAAUAGCAUUGGUUACUUUAGUAUUAUUAUCCAUGUAAAACUAUUUGGCUUUUGUAUGAUUCUCCUUUCACUCACUUAGUGCUAUAUUAUAGGAUUUAUUUUAUUUAACUUACAAAUGUUACCAAGCAAUGUAGAUAGGUUGCAAGACUGCUAGCUCACAAUGUAUUUUGUACCAUAUUGUCAUAAAUAUUUCAGCUUUUCACAUCUCUUCAGACAGGAAGGAGAAAUCAGUGCUAUGAAUGGGCUCAGUUCUCUUAUGUUCUGAAUUACUUUCCAGGCUUUAUUCCUAAAGAAAGGAGAGUUUAGGUGGACUAAGAUGCAUUGUAGGAUUAUGUGCCGAUCAUUUCAUUAACAUCUUUUCUAAUCUGUGUCAUAUCUUUUUGUAUUAUUGUUAUUGUGAAUACUGUAACCCAGUCAAUUUUUCUGCUCUUCCACAUCUUAUAUGCAGAGACUACUUGUCUUUCACAGCUCUCACCAUUUGAACCCGGGAAAUGUGACACACGUCAUUUGCUGAAAGAAUAUCACAUUUGCAUUUUGUGUUUUGAGGAACAGAUUUUACUUAUCUGAAACUUUCAGUUCUUGUCAGUUCUGGGGGUUAACUAUGAAACGAAGUGUGUCUUGUUGGUAGAGCUCUCGAUAAGGUCUUGAAUACAAUCAUGAAGUUGACUAAGUGUUCUCAAAAAAGGCCCCAUUGUAUUGUGAAUUUAAAGGGUACCCUUUUUUCAAUGAGUUCUAACAGUCAGAUAUUUAAGUUUGUUUGUUUGUUUUUGUUUAAUUAGGCACAAAUAAUCUUGUUUUUCUUUUUUUUUUUUUUUAUAAAUGAUGUAAAACCAGUUUGAGUACGAGCACACGCAUCCCAAGUUGGACACUUGAGAGUGUGUUACGGAGAUGAAAACCUGACAAUGAGUAUUUAAGUUAAGUGGAAUCAUUUGAUGGCAUAUUUUAUUCAUUUUACUUCUGUUUUCAUCAUUUCUAUAGCAUGCAUUUCAUCUAACUGCUAAGAUCACAUCAUCACACCCAAAAAAAACAAAAAAUCAUUUAUCAUAAUUUCAGAAUUAACUUUGUAUCUAUUGAUAAAUAUCACAUGUACAGUAGGCUAAUUAUAGUAUAAGACAGCAACGCACUUGCAAUGGGGGAAAUCCUCUCUAUUUUUGGUAAGGAAGAGAUGAGACAGUGUUGCCAAGUAGACUUACCGUUGCCUUUCUAAGCUGUGAACACCGUUCCUUUUUUUGCCUUAAAGUCUUUCCGCGAGAAAUGGCAAUUGUGUAAGUUGUUUUGCCAAACAUUGGUAUUUGAUUUGAGGAUGUUGUUGCAGAGGAAAAAUGGUAUAUACUUACUCCCUUCUGUUAACAUUAUGAGUGAUUUCAUUUAUUAAUUUUUUUAUAUGUAUUUCAUUUUCUUUUUGCUUUUUAUUUUUUUCUUUCCAAACUUUGAACACAUUUAGUUAAUACUCUCUUCCUCUUUGCAAAAUAUAUAUAAUUACUUUUUUCUCUUGCUUCUCCCAGUGUCUCAGUAUUUUUUUGUACAUAAAGGGGAACAGAAAAAGCCAAAAUCUAUCAUCGUUCACAUGAUUAUUCAGAAAAAAUUUAUGUAUAUGUGCGAGUGAGAAAAAUAUUUUUGACAAUUUUGAGUUCACUGUGUAAAUGAAUGAGAGUGAAUAAUUCCUUAAAGUAUGGUAUGUAAUUGAUGUGUCAGUUUUUACAUAUUGAUGAGGAUUAAGGUUUAAAAUUGAAAUAGUGAUGCAUCUUUUGGAAUUUUACGGUCGUAAUUCAUGCCUUUUCGUAAUUUUUAAUCAUAGUCUAUACCCCUUUUCAAAUUUUUCAGUCAUAAUCCAUACCUUUUUCUAAUUUUUCAAUCACAAUUCAUAAAUUUUUCUGAUUUCCAGUCUUAUUAUAAUGUUUUAUAUACUCUUGUAUUUCAAACCUUUUUCUGUAGUUAUACUUUCUUUUUAUUCAAAUUUUUCGAUCGUAAGUCAUACCUUCUUUUUUUUAACGUAAUUUAUAUUUUCUCACUUUCCAAAAGAAACGCAAAUGAAAUGGAGUCGUCUAUACCAUGUUCGGUGAAGAGGUAUUUUGUAUUUACAAGAUUUACGACAUUGCAUUGCAGAUUGCAGAAAGAGUAGCUUUAUUUGAUGAAUCGUAUGUAAAUGAGUUAGUAAUUUAAUAUUUUCUUAGUAUUAUGAGUUUGUUUUUUAUUUGUUUAUUAAUUGGGAGUAGAUUUUUGUUUUAUUUGUUUAUUAUUUUGUAGUAGAUUUUUGUUUUAUUUUGUUCAUUUUUUAUGACAGUAUUCUUUAGUUCAUUAUUAUAUUAAUCUUAUAAUUUUUUCCUUUUUUAUUGAUUUAGUGUUAGUCAUUAUUACCAUUAUUAUUUUAAUAAUAAUUUUCCUUAUUGUUAUAAUAAACAUUGUUUAUUUGCAUCAUUAAUUUUAUCCAUAGAGAGAAAAAGAAUCGAAGUAAAUUCAACAUGAAAUAUACAAUUAGCAUCCAGUCUUAAAUUUUAUAUAUUAAUACGGCAAUUCACACGUCCGGUCCUCAAAUGGCAGACACACAAGUUCAGGGUAUGGUUGUAUUACAAAAAAAAAAAAAAAAAAAAAAAAAAAAGGAAAGAAAAAUAUGUACAUCGAGAUCUGAAAUGCUGUAAUUGUGAUGAAUAUUCAAUGUGAUGUAUUUUCAUUGAAGGUUACUGUGUUUUUUUUUUGUUUUUGAGGCGAAAAUAUGCUUGAAGGGAGGAUGAUUGACGGCAGGGUGACAGAUCGGUGAUGUUAAUGAAUUGGUAUGUAGUGAUGUUCCUCGGACGUGUUGCAUGCACCCAGUCAUCAUCAACUUGUCAAGUGUAUCUUUACGCCCUUAAAAUAAACAAAGUAUAUCAAGAUAUGGAUUACUAAAUAUUAGCGCUUAGUAUGUCACAAAUGCUUAUUCUCUUUAAGUUUUUAUUGGCCUUCGUGAUAGCUAUAUUACAUUGCGGAUUACAUUCAGUAGAGUAACCGAAAGAAUCAACAUGAUUGUGAUACUACUUGUAAAUACGGGAAAAAUAAUUUUUUUAUACAAUGUGAAAAGCGUGGGGCAAAUUGAGAAAAUUGAACGUUCGUGAGUGUACAGUUCGAAUUUUCACUGUGGAUUGGCUCUGAGCGAUCAGUUCCAAUCUACAGUUAAUAUCUUGUGGGUUGACGUGCUAAGGUCUUCGGCAAGAUUAACCUGGACAGUGAUAAUAUUUCUCUUUUGUGUAUGUGUCAAUAGCCAGCCAUUCCAAAAAGACUUUCAUGUGCCUUGUAAUUUUAAAAGAUUAUAUGGCUUUUUUCUGAUAUCAAUAUAUUUUUGAUAAAAAGUGUGGGCCAUCGGAAAAGAUGGUCCCAGUCUAGUUCAAAGGUAUUAUUGUUGAUUUGUAAAUAAACGUUUUACUCUUUU